UCACGCGAGGUUUCUAUUGAUUUGACUGAAUGCCACGUCUGAGAACGAAUAGACACUUUUGAGACUCUGUUGGGAAUAAUUUGUCUGAUAAACUAUUUUCACCUGACCCGCAACAUUGCAGACUGUCUAUCCGUGCAUAAUUACAGCAGACAGGUGAGAUGAUGGCCCAUGGACGUCUGCUAGCGUUAACACUGUUCACGGGAGCAGUGCUGUUGCUAGCCGCCCAGCUAACUGUUGCUCACAGUCACUCUCAUGACCACGGGCAUGCACACUCGCACGGGGGCGGCGGUUGCCAUGGUCAUUCCCAUGGCGGUCAGAAACUGCACCAGGGGGCGAGCAAGUGGAGUGCUGAGGCCAACCUGCCCCCAGCAGAGGAGUCGCACCACGGUCACGCACAUGACCAUGGUCAUGAACAUGAGCACGACCAUGGUCAUGCUCAUGAGCACAAGGAGGAGAGUGGACACGGGCACACCCACGGAGGGGAGCGGGUGAAGAGGGAGGCAGAGGGAGAGAAGAGGGACACAGUGGAGCUCUGGAUGCAGGCCAUCGGUGCCACUCUGCUGAUCAGUGCUGCUCCCUUCCUCAUCCUCUUCCUGAUCCCGGUCCAGUCCAAUACAGACCAGCACCAGAACCUCCUGAAGGUGCUCCUGAGCUUCGCCUCUGGUGGCCUGCUGGGAGACGCCUUCCUGCACCUCAUCCCUCACGCCCUGGAGCCUCACUCUCACCAUGGAGACGAGGGACACGGCCACUCGCAUGACAGUGAAGAAUCACAGGAUCAUGGCCACUCACAUGGUGCUGCCCAUGGUCACAUGAUGUCAGUAGGGCUGUGGGUCCUCGUUGGAAUUGUGGCCUUCCUGGUGGUGGAGAAAUUUGUUCGCCUCCUGAAGGGAGGACAUGGACACGGACACUCCCACUCUCAGGCUGCUCCUAAGGCAAAGGAGAGUGAUGGAGAGAAAAAAAAGGAGGGUGAGAAAGAUGAAAAAGGAAGCAAAGAGAAGAAGACUCCAAAAGAAGUGGAGGAGAAAACUACAGAUAUCAAGGUAUCGGGCUACCUGAACCUGGCUGCUGACUUCACACACAAUUUCACUGACGGGCUGGCCAUCGGGGCAUCAUUCCUGGUGGGCCCAGCAGUAGGCACAGUCACCACUCUCACCAUCCUGCUGCACGAGGUGCCCCACGAGAUUGGCGAUUUUGCCAUUCUGGUCCAGUCUGGCUGCACCAAGAAGAAGGCCAUGUGUCUACAGCUGCUGACAGCCUUGGGGGCUCUUGCCGGCACAGCCUGCUCCCUAUUGGCUGAAGGGGUGGGCGCGGCCGCCACAGCCUGGAUCCUGCCAUUCACCGCGGGUGGCUUUGUGUACAUCGCCACGGUGACGGUCCUGCCUGAGCUGCUGGUUGGGCGCUCCAGUCUGGGCCAAUCAGUGAUGGAGAUUCUGGCGAUGCUGGUUGGAAUUUACAUGAUGGUGCUAAUCGCCGAGUACGAGUGAGACAGCGAGUCAUCAAUAAGAAAGGGAGGGAUUGGGAGAGGGAGGGAUUUAGAGAGGGAGAGGGGAGGAGCAGAGACUGAACGAGAGAGAUGGAUUUAUACGAUUGGAGGGAAAGAUACCGAUGGAGUUUAAAGGAGAGAGCGAGAGAGAGAGAGAAGAGAAGUGACAGACAGAGCUUUCACAGGACUGGACUAUAUGUUCCAAAGGGGACUUGAAUGGGGAGUAGCAUUUCAACACCUAACCAACUGGAGGAUGUCUAAAUCAGAUAGGUCAUCAAACUGAGACUUAGGCAAGCAAGGCAGAUGACUUGGGAGUUGUAGUUCAUCGUCCAUUAUAAUUGCAGAGUUUAUUCCCUUUUUGGUCACAAAAAGGCAAACCAAAACAAUGUACAUUUAAGUUGCCGUGAACUAUUGAAUCUGUCCAUUAGUUAAAACUAAAAUCAAGAAUUGCAAUCACACCAAUAUUUGUAAUGCUUACUUUUGCCUUUAAUUGUACUUGCAGAGAUCACAGAUUGAACACAAAAGAACUAGACAGUUAACUGGUUAGGACAUUUUCCUGGAUUUAAAUGAAGGGUAUAUUUGGAUCAGAGUAUAUUAGUCUACAACUAGAACAUUCCAAUAAAAUGAAAAGGGCAUAAUAUUGUAACCUAUAGUCCAUAAACCAGGUCCCCAAAUAGCAGCCAUCUUGGAUACUUGACAUUUAUGAGGCCAAGACUAUUCUGAAAUGUCAUCAUCUUCCGGAAUGGGACUUAUUGGGAAACAUGAAUAAGCUGCUUUAGAUGUCUACAGUACACAGCAGUUACUGACCUAGCCACUUGUUUUAAACUGUUUUCAUAACUGUUGGAGGCUUUCAAUUUGUAUGUAAAUCAUGAGUUGUACCAGUAUGUGACAAUACAUAUUAAUUGAAAUAUUAAUCAAAGGUAAGUGGUGUAAGCUGUGCUUAGAGGACCAUUGGAGUAUGAUUUGCUUUAAAGUAGUGAAUUAAUUGCUUUAAAUGUGCCCCCCCGCCCCCCCCACCCACAUGAAUUACCUUCAUAAUGUGGAAAUACAGUAAAUGAAUGUAUUUAGGGCGGGCUAGCCAUGUGGAAACUAAACCGAUUAUCCAGAGUGACAGGAAUCGGGGAAAUAGACACGGUCCAUCAAAACAAAAAUGUAUUCCACCCUAAUUCAUUGUAAUGUGUCAGUCAUGUUUGACCUACCUUUGAACAAGUGAAUGAUGAACCCUCUUCCACUUUUAUUUAGUCUUUAUAAGCCGCUGCGGCAGGUUUUGUUGAAUUGUAACAUUUAUUUUUAUUCACGCGUACUAUUCUUUUUUUAUUCACACACAUUCCUUUGCUUACAGUACUCAAACCGGCACCGAAUGUGUCUGCUCUCCCUCCUCUCUUGAAUAAUACAGUAGGCCUUAUGUGCCAUUAAGACAAUCAACGCUGUAACUGUUAUGUGGUUAGAAAGAGCUCCCUCACCCUACACCAUUCUGUAUGUACACGACUGCAUCUCUGGCCUGAUUCCAAACCGACCCCAUGCUGCUAUCUCCAUUACCUUGCUGACUUUUUUGUUGUGUAUUUGAAACUGUUUGUAUUGUCUAUAUUGUAUAGUAAGCUGCUUUACCUAGGCAUCUGAUAAGUAGGUUGUUUCCUUCCAAUGUAUUCCUUACAUCGACAGUCUUAUCAGAUACUUCUAGUUGUCAACAUUGGCCUAUAGUUGGGUGCACUGGCUUGAUUUGGAAUCAGACCUUUUAAUCAGAGGGACCAAGUAAAGGACUGAUGUUAAAGUGGUGGGUGGGAGAUUUAGUAAGAGAGGGGGUGAAGAGUGUGGUGGAAUUUUAGUUACUUUGUGUUUUCUUGACGUUUCAUUAAACAAUUCAGAUUCUC
Coregonus clupeaformis (lake whitefish) is the source of this 3354-nucleotide messenger RNA. Its product is annotated as zinc transporter Slc39a7-like. Lineage: Eukaryota; Metazoa; Chordata; Actinopteri; Salmoniformes; Salmonidae. Gene Ontology annotation, cellular component: membrane. Bases 159 to 1484 code for a protein of 441 amino acids. The transcript has 8 exons. The record is from RefSeq and is a predicted model, not a curated record. Gene Ontology annotation, biological process: intracellular zinc ion homeostasis; zinc ion transmembrane transport. Gene Ontology annotation, molecular function: zinc ion transmembrane transporter activity.